This is a messenger RNA of Heteronotia binoei (common prickly gecko), 3223 nucleotides long. RefSeq names its product STAM binding protein (gene STAMBP). Bases 382 to 1659 code for a protein of 425 amino acids. The transcript is spliced from 10 exons. Gene Ontology annotation, biological process: protein K63-linked deubiquitination. Gene Ontology annotation, cellular component: endosome; cleavage furrow. NCBI's taxonomy places the organism in Eukaryota, Metazoa, Chordata, Lepidosauria, Squamata, Gekkonidae. Gene Ontology annotation, molecular function: K63-linked deubiquitinase activity; metal-dependent deubiquitinase activity; protein binding. The record is from RefSeq and is a predicted model, not a curated record.
GGAACAACCAGUAUAGAAAAGCCGGAAGUCGAUUUUCCUUGAUUCGUUUCCGGAAAUAGCUUCUGUUCCUUUCCUGCUCCUCUAGGGUUCGCCUGAUCUCCGCAGAGGAAUCCCCGGUAGAACUGAGGAGGGCGAGUUCGAUGAAGUGUGGCGCGACCAGGCGGGUUCCCUGAGAAAAGCUCAUGUUUUUCUCUCAAUCGUGCAGGGAGGAGAUUCGCCGCCAACCUCCUCCCCUCGCGCUCUCAGUCAACGAAGUCUUUGACGACCUUUCCAUUGGCAAGAGUUUCUUUCUGUUCCUCCGCCUUACUUUCAGUGGGAUAGAGGCUGAGACACUGAUUUGUCCAAGGCUCACAGGGAUUUGUGUGUCAGAGACUGACCCUUAUGCCUGACCACACUGAUGUCAGCCUUCCCCCAGAUGACCGAGUCAGGGGUCUUAUUCAGAUGGGGAGUUGUGUGGAGGUGAAUGAAGAUGUCCCACCAAGGAGGUACUACCGUUCUGGGAUUGAAAUGAUCCGGAUGGCAACUAUCUAUUCUGAGGAAGGCAACAUUGAAAAUGCCUUUAUAUUGUACAACAAAUACAUCACGCUUUUCAUAGAGAAACUUCCAAAACAUCGGGAUUACAAAACUGCUGUCAUCCCAGAGAAAAAAGACACAGUGAAAAAGCUGAAAGAAGUUGCAUUUCCUAGAGCUGAGGAACUGAAGAAGGAGCUUUUAGAAAAAUAUAACAAAGAAUAUGCAGACUACAAUAUGCGGAAGAAGAAGCAGGAGGAGGAGUUUGCACGUAACUUGGCUCUGCAGCAGCAGUUGGAGGAGGAGAGGCAAAGGGUGGCCCUGAUGAAGCAGCAACAGGCAGAACAAGAACAGUUUCAUGCCUUCGAGGAGAUGAUCCGGCGCCAAGAGCUGGAGAAAGAGCGCCUGAAAAUUCUACAGCAGUUUGGAAAAACAGAGCCGGUCCCAGACUCCUUGGAGGGUCCCUUGAUUCCUGGAGUGGUCACCCCCCCAACUGAUGCAAAGACUCCCUGCCAUCCUGUGCAGCCUUCAAGCCCUGGAGGAGGAGCUGUGGUGCCAAAGCCCCCCGUUGUAGACAGGUCUCUGAAACCUGGAGCUUUAGGGAGCCCAGAAAGCCAUGCAACUAUAGAAGGACUUCGUCACAUUAUUGUUCCCAGGGAGCUCUGCCAUAAGUUUCUCCAGCUGGCUGAUGCAAACACUGCACGGGGCGUAGAAACCUGUGGGAUCCUUUGUGGGAAGCUGAUGAGGAAUGAAUUCACAAUAACCCACGUCAUUAUCCCCAAGCAAUACGGGGGCCCGGACUAUUGUAACACUGAGAAUGAAGAAGAGCUCUUCCUGAUCCAGGAUCAGUAUGGCCUUAUCACCCUGGGAUGGAUCCAUACUCAUCCCACCCAAACAGCUUUUCUGUCUAGUGUGGAUCUGCAUACACACUGCUCCUACCAAAUGAUGCUGCCAGAGUCCAUAGCUAUUGUUUGUUCUCCAAAAUACCAAGAGACAGGAUUCUUUAAAUUAACAGACCAUGGCAUGGAAGAGAUCUCUUCAUGUAGACAAAAAGGAUUCCAUCCCCACAGCAAAGAUCCCCCUCUCUUUACUAUCUGCAACCAUGUGACUGUCAUGGAGCGGGAAGUGACAGUACUGGACCUUCGAUAAAACAGAUGCCUUUUGCCUUUGACACCAGCUCGUUGUCCUCCUCCAAGUUAAUUUAUGGAAGAUUUUUCUCUAGUAACUUACAGUCCCCUCUGCGCAGCGAUUCCCAGUAUUAUUAGUAAUACCAGCUGUUAAUAUGUCAGAAAUUUUGCAGCUUCUUUGAUCUCUCACAGUUGUUAAAUAUUGGAGGAGAUGGGGAACAAUGAAUUCCUAAUUCUUUCUUAAACUGAAACUAACACUAAACUUUAUUUAAGCAGUGUCUGGUUGCUUACUGAUCAGCCAUGCACUCCAGCAUAUCGCAAAGCAAGAAGGCAGAACCCAGCAAACAAAUUAAAUAAUACUUAGAGGCUUUUUGCAAGACUCCAGCACAGAAAUCCUUCUGUUAGUCUUCCUUCCUCUAAAUGUCUCCAGUCAAGCUGCACACUCAGCCCUCCCCCAUUCGCAUUAUUGGAAGUCUGGGCUCUCCAGGUGAUGAACUAGUGUGCUGUAGUGAUUGGAGUGUUAAUCCUGGGAUCUGGAUGACCCAGGUUCAAAUGUGUCCUCUGCCAUGCAGCUCACUGGGGACAAUGGGCUGCUUGCUCUCUCAGCCACACCUACUUCACAGGGUUGCUGUGCCCACAAAAUGGGACAGGGUGAAAAAUACAUGCCACCAUGAACUCCUGCAAGGAAAGGCAGAUUAAAACGUACUAGGGAAGAUGAGUCUGGAGUUCUCAGCUUCACAAGGCUGUGUCAAGUACUCAGCCUUCCAUGAGCAGCUACACAGUAAUGUUUACAGUGGGAAGAAACAGUUCUGUAUGAAGACUAUAUGGUUGUUUACAUGCUAGCCUGACGUUUAUAAAAGUUGCAGAUGCUUUUUCAGACUUUUCAGUCUUUUGAAAAAAAAAUAAUCAAAGGAGGGGUUGCCUGAGUUUCUCCCACUGGUUUGUUGUUUCUGAAGUAGCGCAUUCACAUCACUUCAGGAAUGCUGCUGCUAUUGCAACUUAUUUGAAGUGAUUCCUGAGCUCAGUCUCCCCUCACCUCUUUUUGUCUUCUGCUGCUGCCCAGAUGGGUUUGCUCCUGUAUGCAUUUUACAUCCUUGCACUUGAUCCUUGGCAAGUGUCUAGAAGUUUGUGCUAGCCUUGAUGGGUGUUCAGUCCCCACCUCCUUGACCAAAGAUAGCUUCUGCAAAGCAAUGGUGUGCAACAGCUCUGGCUGUCUCUUGAUACUGAAGGUAUUAAUCCUCCCUGGUUCCUUUAUUCAUAUCUGUAUUGUUGCUGGAAGAGGAAAUCAUUGUGCUAGGAUUCUUUCUCACACAGUCCAGAGAGUCUCAAAUAUGCCAUCAUGUUUUCAGAUCUGCAGUUUUUAUCCUGUGAAGUAUAAAUGCAGUGAUAUUCAUAGUCCUUUUUCACCUUCUUUCUAGUAAUUACUUGAGACCUCCAAAAGUAGAUGCUGGCACUUACAGGACCUUUGUGUUUUAGAUCUGUUUUAUCUUUUAUCCAUUGUGAUACUUUGAUUAAGAGAAACUUCAGUGCCAAAGGUCUGAACACAUGAAACUGCCUUACACUAAAUAAAACCAUUGGUCCCUCAA